AAACCGAAUUGUUCAACUACUUCUGCAUACCAAUAUUUCCAGCAAGAGAAAACAAUACAAUUGUUUUGGUAUGAUAUUCGAAACUUUCCUGAUUCGCUGCUUAUAGAAAUUCUCGCUAGAUUACCCGUGAAAUCGAUUUUUAGUUUUAAAAGUGUGUGCAAGCAUUGGCAAACCCUAAUUUCUCACCCUUCCUUCUGCCGAUUCUAUUACUCGGUUCGCAAUUCCAAUGCAGCAUUGUCCUCGCGGCCUUUCAGAAUCUUGCGUAGGUACUCUGGCCUACCGAACUUCAAGGAGUUUGUUAAUCGUCUUGGUACUGAAAUCGACAGUAUGUCCGAAUUCUCUGUUCAUUUUCUUUCUAUCAAUAAAAAACAAUAUGAUCGAUUCAGGGUUUUAGCUAUGAGUAAUGGUUUGAUUCUGUGUUGUUGGCGUUCUCCAACACCGUUUGUUUACUACAUCUGUGAUCCACUCACUCGACAAUGGAUCACUUUACCUAGAUGUAGACUCAACUACCACUAUACCUUCAAGGAAGGGCUUAUUACUAGGGUUAAUAAAGAUCAUAUGCUUACAGGUUAUACAGUUGUUAGGUUCAACCAUUUUGAAUCGGAUUAUCUCAAUUUAGAGAUGUUAACAUCCGAAACAGGCAAAUGGAUCAGCUACAAGCUACCUUCCUCUAUUCCCUUACUGGAAGAUGCCGGUGGCCCAAUCUAUUGUUAUGGGGCUCUCCAUUGGCGAGUUUGUAAUUGUGAGGGGUUUGAUGGCCUGCUUGCGUUUAAUCCUUACAAAGAUCCAAAAUCUGUUCGCCUAAUUUCACUCCCAGAUGAAAGAGAUCUCAGGAGAGAGUAUGAAUUAUGUGGUGAGAGCCAAGGGACCCUUCGCUAUUUCUAGGUGACUGAUGAUUCCAUUUUCACCAAUUUCUAUUUGUUCAGCAUGUGCGUUAUGAAGGAUUAUGAGAAAGGAGAAUGGUGUUGUGAGUUUAAAGUGAGGCGUAGCGAUCUUCAUUGUAACAAUCUGGAAUUGAGUAAUCGGCUGUUUCGGUGCAGAAGGUUUCGUCCUUUAUCGUUUCAUCCGUUGAAUCCAAAUGUUGUGUAUUUGCAAUGCAUGAAGCCUGAGCGUAUUGUCUCGUAUAAUAUUCCGAACAGAAGGCUGGAUGUUGUGUCUAGUCCAAUUGACUUUGGUCAAUUCAUUGACUCCUCUUCUGUGAUUCGGUUAGUGUUACCAAGAUGGCCGGUGAUUGUUCCAACUGCCACUGUUAAAAGCAAAAUAAAGAGGGUAAAUUGAAGAAAAUAGCAAUGUCUUUUACUAUUUUUACCAAUAUAGGCAAUGUAUUUCAUAAUUUCAUCAUGCUUACAUUUUUGACAAAAAGUGUCUACCAAAUUUAAGUGCCUUGUUUGGACAUUGAGGACUAUAUAUGAUCGGUCAUUACAUUUUUUUUUUUAAAUUGAUGUACCUAUAAUACCCUUUUGUUGGUCGUGUUAAAGUUCAUUAUUGUAA
Messenger RNA from Lactuca sativa (garden lettuce), 1491 nucleotides. Lineage: Eukaryota; Viridiplantae; Streptophyta; Magnoliopsida; Asterales; Asteraceae. The record is from RefSeq and is a predicted model, not a curated record.